AUGUCCAGAGGUUCUGUGAUAAUGCUCGACAAAGAAGAUACCACCACAACCCCCCACCCUCCCCCGAAUGUGGUCCAGCAGAACGGUGUGACCACUCAUGUGAAGAGCGCUGAACAAUCCAAAGAAUCACUACACCAGCUCUGCUCGCAACUCCACGACAAGAUCUCUGCUUUCCUCGCGUCCACGCCUGAGACUGAGCUCCUCCGGCAGGUCCAGCACCAGACGAAGAUAUCCCUCCAGGUCAUCCAAGAAGCAUUACAGAGAUACUCAUUCGAUGAACUCGCCAUCUCAUUUAACGGUGGCAAAGAUUGCCUCGUACUGCUAAUAAUCUUCCUUGCCGGACUCUCCCAGAACUCGCUCUCAAAGAGCUCAAUAGCGCUCCUAAACGCAGUCUAUGUCAUGUCCCAGCACCCAUUCGCUGAAGUCGAUGAGUUCGUAGAUAUCUGCGUGCCGUCGUACCACCUCGACCUCGCUCGUUAUGCGCUCCCCAUGAAGAAGGCAUUCGAGACAUACCUCGAGCAGAACAAGAACGUGAAGGCCAUCUUCGUCGGUACGAGGCGGACAGACCCGCACGGCGAGUUCCUCACACAUUUUGACCGGACGGAUCAUGGCUGGCCGGACUUUAUGAGAGUGCACCCGGUAAUUGAUUGGCACUACCAGGAGGUUUGGGCUUUUCUGCGCGCGCUUGAGAUACCGUACUGCUCAUUGUACGAUAAGGGCUACACGUCUCUAGGCGGAACGACCGAUACCCAUCCCAACCCAGUGUUACUAGAGAACAAGAGCGGAGAGUCAACGCCGCGAUUUAAACCUGCCUAUGAGCUGGUAGAGGACCUACAAGAGAGGUUAGGGAGAGAUAGCAGGUAG
This is a messenger RNA of Morchella sextelata, 864 nucleotides long. RefSeq lists its product as uncharacterized. Lineage: Eukaryota; Fungi; Ascomycota; Pezizomycetes; Pezizales; Morchellaceae. The record is from RefSeq and is a predicted model, not a curated record. The transcript has 3 exons. Gene Ontology annotation, biological process: FAD biosynthetic process. Bases 1 to 864 code for a protein of 287 amino acids. Gene Ontology annotation, molecular function: FMN adenylyltransferase activity.